Messenger RNA from Poecile atricapillus (Black-capped chickadee), 2471 nucleotides. RefSeq names its product UFM1 specific ligase 1 (gene UFL1). NCBI's taxonomy places the organism in Eukaryota, Metazoa, Chordata, Aves, Passeriformes, Paridae. The transcript is spliced from 19 exons. Gene Ontology annotation, cellular component: endoplasmic reticulum membrane. The record is from RefSeq and is a predicted model, not a curated record. Bases 76 to 2454 code for a protein of 792 amino acids. Gene Ontology annotation, molecular function: UFM1 ligase activity. Gene Ontology annotation, biological process: regulation of proteasomal ubiquitin-dependent protein catabolic process; protein K69-linked ufmylation; response to endoplasmic reticulum stress.
GGCGGCGCUGCGGGCGGAGGCCGGCCCCGCUCGCUGCCCGCCGCCGCCGGGCCGGGGCUGACGUGUCGCGGCGCGAUGGCGGCGGCCUGGGAGGAGAUCCGGCAGCUGGCGGCCGACUUCCAGCGGGCGCAGUUCGCUGAGGUGGCCCACAGAUUGUCAGAACGGAAUUGUAUAGAAAUUGUCACAAAGCUGAUCGCAGAAAAGCAGCUGGAAGUAGUGCACACACUUGAUGGAAAGGAGUAUGUCACGCCAGCACAGAUUAGUAAGGAGAUCCACGAUGAGCUUCAUGUUUGUGGUGGUCGAGUUAACAUUGUCGACUUACAACAGGUAAUAAAUGUGGACCUUCUGCACAUUGAAAACAGAGCUAAUGACAUUGUUAAAUCUGAAAAAGGGAUUCAGCUUGUACUGGGACAGCUUAUAAACGAGAGUUAUCUGGAUCAAUUAGCAGAAGAAAUAAAUGAUAAACUACAGGAAACUGGCCAGGUGACAAUAUCAGAACUCUGCAAGACGUACGACCUUCCAGGAGACUUUCUGAUACAGGCAUUAUCCAGGCGUUUGGGCAGAAUUAUUCAUGGACAACUAGACCAGGAAAACCGUGGGGUGAUUUUUACAGAAGCCUUUGUGUCCCGCCAUCGAGCACGCAUUCGUGGGCUCUUCACUGCAAUUACUCGGCCUACACCUGUAAGUAGCUUGAUCACUCGGUAUGGAUUUCAAGAACAUUUACUUUACUCUUUGCUAGAAGAACUUGUUAAUGCUGGUCGUCUGAAAGGCACCGUGGUUGGUGGGAGACAGGAUAAGGCUGUGUUUGUUCCAGACAUCUAUUCCAGAACACAGAACAAAUGGGUGGAUUCCUUUUUCAAGCAGAAUGGUUACUUAGAAUUUGAUGCGUUGUAUAGACUUGGCAUCCCAGACCCAGUAGGCUACAUUAAAAAAAGAUACAAGUCUGCACAACUCUUAUUUCUGAGAGCAGCUUGUGUUGGUCAAGAAAUGGUGGAUCAAGUUGAAGCCUCUGUGGAGGAAGCCAUCAGCUCUGGAAGCUGGAUAGAUGUAGCAACUCUUCUGCCCAGCUCAUUGUCAGUAGAAGAUGUUGGGAUUUUGCUCCAGCAAGUGAUGAGAUCUUUGAACAAAAGCUCUUCAGGUUUAGUCUUCAGUGACACCAUUGCAGUCAGUGAGAAAUUUUUAAGCAGCUGUGCUGACCUGUUUUCUGAUCUGAUGCAACAGAAAGCGGAAAAGGAAAUUAAAAACAACCCUGUUAAUUUAAUCACUGAAGAAGAUUUAAAACAGGCUUCUUGUUUAGAGAACUCAUACGCUAAUAAAAAAGACAAAAAGGAUGAAAGAAGAAAGAAAGCAACAGAGGGCAGUGGAAGCGUGAGAGGAGGAGGUGGUGGGAAUGCCAGAGAGAUAAAGAUUAAGAAAACCAAGAAGAAAGGAAGAAAGGAUGCUGACAGUGAUGAAGAGUCACAAGGGACUGGCACAGGUAGGAAUAAGAAGCCAGAGUUCUCUUUCAUGUCACAAGAGGAAAUUGAGGAUAUUUUAAAGACCCGCAUGCAGGAUUGCCCUGAAGAGCUUAUUACAGAAAUUGCUGAACAUCUAAGAAGACCUUUGACAAAAACUUACCAGGAAGUUGUGCGUUCUGUUUUUACGUCUUCAACGUCUUCCUCUGGAGCCAACAGAAGACAGGCUAUGAAGGACUUGCAGGAAGAAUUCUCAAACUUGUACAACAACAUUCGGUUAUUUGAAAAGGGAGCAAAGCAUUUCACAGAUGAUACUCAGACUAACCUUGCCAAACACCUGUUGAAGACACUGUGUACAGACAUUACAAACCUGGUUUUCAACUUCUUGGCAUCUGAGUCAAUGAUGACAAUAGAAAAUUACUCUACAAUCACAAGUGAGGGCAGAAUCAAGAUUUUAGGUAAACUGCCCGAAGAUACCAAAGGUCCUUUAACUAAACUGCAUACUUCUCUGAAUGGCAAGAGUAUAGAAGAUUUUCUUUCGUGCCUUGAUUCUGCAGUGGAUAUUUGUGGUAUUAUGGUGAAAAAAGGAGACAAAAAGAAGGAAAGGCAAGUCCUGUUUCAGCAUAGACAAGCUCUGAUUGAACAGCUCAAAGUCACAGAAGAUCCAGCUCUUGUUCUGCACCUGACAUCAGUAUUGUUAUUUCAGUUUUCAACUCACUGCAUGCUUCAUGCACCAGGAAGAUCAGUACCACAGAUCAUUAAUUUCCUAAGUGGCAAGAUCCCAGAGGAUCAGCAUUCACUGAUAGUCAAGUACCAAGGACUAGUGGUGAAACAAUUGACCAGCCAGACUAAGAAAACUGAACAUGGAGAUGGUGACACAAAAGAUAACAUGGAAGAGGAGGAAGGAGCAGAAAGCAUUCGAAAAGAGCUCCAGGAAAUCACUACCUCUAUCAAAGAUCUUGUUUUCAGACCUAGGAAAUUUUCUGUAACAGAGGAAUAAAACUGUUACUCAGCACA